Molecule: messenger RNA, 1314 nt
Organism: Neomonachus schauinslandi (Hawaiian monk seal)
Lineage: Eukaryota; Metazoa; Chordata; Mammalia; Carnivora; Phocidae
Gene: GAL3ST2
Product: galactose-3-O-sulfotransferase 2
Exons: 4
Coding region: 1-1314 (437 amino acids)
Biological process (GO): glycolipid biosynthetic process; glycoprotein biosynthetic process
Cellular component (GO): membrane
Molecular function (GO): galactosylceramide sulfotransferase activity
Source: RefSeq, a predicted model, not a curated record
AUGGGCUCCAAAGAGUUUGCAGCCCUUCCUGGCGGCAUUCUGACUCAGGCAGAAGAAGAGCCCCCUGCCUCUCCCCAGUUUAAUUCCUGUCUGCACGAGGGCAAGGCGCUGGUGAGACGUGUGGGGGAGGUACUGUCUACUGUCGAGUGCUUCCAGGCCGUUUUCCUCCUGGCCCUGACCAUGCUCCUGCUGACCGGCAUCCUGCACAUGGACAUGGGGCAGCUCACACACCUGCUUGGGGGCCAGGCCGAGGGGCCGCCCAUCAUCAAUGUCAUGUUCCUCAAGACACACAAGACGGCCAGCAGCACGGUGCUCAACAUCCUCUUCCGCUUCGCGGAGACACACAACCUGUCCGUGGCACUGCCCGCGGGCUCACGCUUCCACCUGGGCUACCCCUGGCUCUUCCUGGCGCGCUACGUGGAGCGCUCCGAGUCCCACGGGCCACAGCAGCGUUUCAACAUCAUGUGCAACCACCUGAGGUUCAACCUGCCCGAGGUGCAGAAAGUCAUGCGCAACGGCACUUUCUACUUUUCCAUCGUCAGAAACCCCGUCUUCCAGCUGGAGUCCUCCUUCACCUACUACAGGGACUAUGUCCCUGCGUUCAGGCACGUGGAGAGCCUGGACGCCUUCCUGGCCUCCCCCUGGACCUACUACAACCAGAGCGCGGGCUUGCACAACGCCCUGGCCAGGAACAACAUGUGGUUCGAUCUGGGCUUCGACAACGACGCGCAGGCGGACGACGAGGGCUACGUGCGCGCGCGCCUGGCCGACGUGGAGCGGCGCUUCCAGCUGGUGCUCAUCGCGGAGCACUUCGACGAGUCCAUGGUCCUGCUGCGGCACCUGCUGCGCUGGCGGCUGGACGACGUGGUGGCCUUCCGGCUCAACUCGCGGAGCGCGCGCAGCGUCGCCAGCCUGACGCCCGAGGGCCAGGCGCGCGCCAAGCGCUGGUGCGCCCUGGAUUGGCGGCUCUACCAGCACUUCAACCGCACCUUCUGGGCCCGCGUGCGCGCCGAGCUGGGCCCGCGGCGCCUGCGCUCCGAAGUGGCGCGGCUGCGGGCGCGGCGGCGCGAGCUCAUGGCGCGGUGCCUGCAGGACGGCGUGGCCAAGAACAAGUCGCAGAUCACCGACCCCCAGCUGCUCCCCUUCCAGUCGGGUCAGGCGGACAUCCUGGGCUACAACCUCAGGCAGGGCCUGGACAACCAGACGCAGUGGAUGUGUCAGAGGAUGGUCAUGCCUGAGCUGCAGUACAUGGCCCGUUUGUAUGCCCUGCAGUUCCCAGAAAAGGACCCCAAACACAUACCCUUCCUGGAGUAG